UGCUAUUCUGACUAUAAUUAUUGGCACUACUUGUUUAUAUGAAAAAUAUGCCAUGUGGUUAAAAUAAAAUAGGUUAAGAUUCUUAAAAAUAUUUUUAAAAAUGUCAUUUUUUAUUAGAAAUAAACAAAAUAGCGGAGGAAUUAAAAGGAAGUUCAAUCAACAUAUUAAAAAAAAAGGAAAAAAGAAAAAUAUAAAUAAAUCUAUACCUGAUGAUAAUGAAAGUAUUGCGAGUACAGAUGAAGAAAUUGCAGAAGAAAAUCAAAGUAGAAAUGAAGAAUAUGAAAGUGACGAAGAAGAGGAAACAGCUCAGGAAAAACGUAUAAGACUUGCAAAACAAUAUCUUGCACAAAUUGAAGAAGAAGAAAAAGAUAGAGCAGAAUUUGAAGAAGGAGCAGUAACAAAAAGAUUACAUGAAGAAUAUUUAGAAGAAAAGGGAAAAUUAAGGAAAACUGUAGCUUCAAAUUAUAUUAAUCAUGGUGAACCUAUUGUUUUAAAAUGUAAAGAACAUAAAAGUUCAAUUACAUGCUUAUGUCUCUCUAGUAAUGGAAAAUUCUUAUAUUCUGGUUCAAAAGAUGGUAGUUUAGUCAAAUGGUGUUUGAAAGAGAGAACAAAAUUAAAAGCUAUAAAAGGAAAAAGAAAAUCACAGGAUGGAAUAAAAUGUGUUCAAUGUUUGGCAAUUAGUACUGAUAGUAAAUUUUUGGUAGUAGGAGAUAAUGGUUCUAAAAAUAUUAUGGUAUUUUGUGGAAAUACAUUAAAUCACAUAAAAAAUUUACAAGGUCAUAGAGGUAAUAUUACUUGUUUAGUUUUUCGUAAAGAGACGCAUACGUUGUAUUCUGGUUCCGAGGAUAGGAGCGUAAAAGUAUGGAAUUUAGAUGAUAUGGCAUAUGUUGAAUCUUUGUUUGGACAUCAAAAUGGUAUUACAUCGAUCGAUGCACUUACACGAGAACGAGCUAUUACCAGUGGUGGUUUCGAUGGCACAAUUCGAAUUUGGAAAAUUGUUGAAGAGUCACAACUUAUAUUCAAUGGACAUGGCAGUAGUAUAGAUACUGUAAAACUUAUAAAUGAAGAACAUUUUUUAAGUUGUGGAGCCGAUGGACAAUUAUGUGUUUGGGGUUGUUUAAAGAAAAAGCCUUUGUGUUCAGUGCUAGAUGCACAUGGAAGAGAUAAAAGUAAUAAUCAACCAAUGUGGAUUUCAAGUAUAGCUACUCUUCUUAAUACAGAUUUAGUUGCAUCAGGAUCACAAAAUGGUGUUAUUAGAUUAUGGCAAUGCGGUGAUUCCUUUAGAUCAUUGAAUCCAUUAUUUGAGAUUGAAUUAACAGGGUUUGUAAAUGCAUUGAGUUUCACUCCAGAUGGAACUCAACUUAUUGCUGGAAUUGGUCAAGAACAUAGACUUGGAAGAUGGUGGCGUAUACCAGAAGCAAAAAAUGUUAUUGUUAUAAUACCAUUAAUACAAACAAAAAAUAAAUAGUUUAUAAUAUAUAAAAAAAAAUUCUUUGGAGUUAUAAAUUGAAAUUUUUAGGCAAAUAUAAAUUAUAUAAUUUUUUUUUAUAUUUAGUCUGAACAAACUUUAUUGUACAUAUAUUAAAAAAUGCAUUGUUUAUUAUUUCAUAAUUUUUUAUAUCUAUUCCUAAUAUGCUAUCUUUGAAUAUCUCGUUCACUAUCGAAUCGUAGAUAUGCGAAUGAAAUAAAAGAAAUAUUGGUCCACAGUACAAGUAUUUAUUUAUUCUGUACAAAAGUUGAGUUAUAAAAUAUUAUGUCCCCAUUUUAGGUCUUGUUUUUAGUCUUGUAUACCAUGCCUUCUUGAGUUCGUUCGUAUAAUAACAAUGAUCGCCAUUGAGGACAUUAGCGUUUAUGAGAAUAAAGCGAUUUGGUCAUUGAUUGAUUACAAUGAACCAGAAAGAAACGAGUAUCGAUUUCGAAAGAUCUCUUUCUCAUUUCUACAUAAAUACACCUAUUCUCGCACGAACCUCGGGCUCACCGUGUACAUAUACAAAUCAAAUCGACUUUUCUUUUUUUAAUUUGCAUAUUUAUCCGUAGCAACGAAUGUACAGUAAGUGUACGCUACUUCUUGUAUGCAUUCUUGCAAGAAAGUUUCUUAAAUGAUUGUAACAACCUAGGUCUUUCAAUAUGGCUUUCUCUUCACAUACUUUUUGUUUCGUUUUUUCUCUUCUUUCACUCUUUUUUAGGAUCUCAUAAUCGCAAGUAUGCUUUUACGGGGAUGAAUGAAGCAGCGUUGCUUUCCGCCCGAUUAGUUUCUUCUCCAUUGGCUCUAUUUUCGCGAAAAAUCCCCGACAUGUCUUAUUUAAAAUGCUUUUCUUUCGUUUAUUUCUCUUAUUUCGCGUUUCUCUUCUCAAGUUUUAUGAUUCUUAAGUUUUUCACAUUUCAAAUCAGACAUCGCUUUCAUUCGAUUUUUCCGAUUUAUUUUUAUUAUUUUUUCAUUUUUUAUUUCCGAGAACUCGUUUAAUUUAUUUAAUUUUUAGUAAAUUAAUGAAAUUUAUUAAUGAAAUUAAUAAACUUUAAAUUAUUAUAAAAUUCAAUGAUAAAUAAUUUUUGUAUUUAUUUUACUUAUAGUGUAUAAAAAGAAGGAAAGCGAUGGCAUAAAAAUAAUAUCGAUAACUUUUGAAAUUUAAUUCUAAAAUUUCUGAUAUAAUAUAGACCAGUUUAUCGUUGCAUAUUUUUCUUUUAGAAGCGCCGUUUGGAGAAGAAAUACGUACCAGUGUAUUUCUUUGGUGAUUUAAAUACGUGCGUGCGAAUAUGUAAGACAAGACUUAUUCAGCGUGAACCGCAAACGAAUAUUGUAAAUGCCAGAAAUCAUCAUACAACACACUUACAAGCACACUUAACAUUUUUUCGCAUCGUUCUAUAUAAUAUAAAUUCGUUCUAUAUAAACAAUUGUACAACGAUUUAGGCUCCAAAUCACGCGUAUAAUCUCAACAUGUCACAGAGGAACUGAGUUUUUAUAGCAAAUGUAGAAUGUUUGCAAAAUUUUGCAUCUCAAUAAUAUUUUGUUUCAUUUUACGAUAUUUCGCUUUGGAUUUCAUAAAUAGUUCUAAAACAACAUGACUAACAGAUCUUGCAAAAUUUCAAGUAGGGAAACGAUUCGAGCGUAUACUUUGUCUUUUCUUUUUUUUUUUUUUCUUUUUUUUGACAUUUUAUUUUCAACGAUUUAUAAGUCCUGUCCUACGUGACAAUAGUUAUGCACUUAAAAUAAUUGUAUUGAGGAGAUUGCAGAAACUAUUGCUAGUCGCGAGUCGCUUAGCAAGUCGAGAGAUUCGUUGUCUGUGAGGCAUACACGGUUGAAAACCUUAGGCGAAUCGAAUGGGGUUUUAAUUAAUCGAAUUGAAUCGAUUGAAACAAGUGGCAUGGUCGCAUGCCCUAUGAAUGGCAACGCGGCUCAAAACAUAAUUAUCUUUCUUUUCGGCAUCGCGAAUCAUAAGAUUUCGUAUACUACACGCCGAUUUUUCUUCAUUAUGUAUACGCUAUGUACAUUUGAUCUUUUAAAGCACAUGACAUCCAGAUUUUCCGAUCGAAAUUUUUAAUCGAAACUAUUAUUUUAUAUCUUUUUUCGACUCGAUGAAAGAUUUCAUUGAUAUGUCAUUAAUAAGCUUAACUGAUCGAAAUAUUUUAAUAGAGGCAGAGUUCAUUUAAUACGGAAAAUUAAAUGAAAAAGGGACAUUUAUUCAGACAUUUAUUCGGAGAAUAAAAGAUGAAAGAUGAUAGAUUGAUGAAUUCAGUCUUAAUUAAAUUCAGUCAUUAUCUAUAUUGUUGUUAUUAGCACAUUAAAAUAUAGAAUUAAGCAACUCUUACUUUGCUUUAAAUAUUUUUUUCUCCUUUUAAUUAUGUAUAUAUUGAUAAUGCAAUUUUUAAGUAUUUUAUAAAAAAUGUAAAAUAUGCAUAUACAUUUAGCCAGUAUUAUAAAACAAAAUUUAAGAAAAUAAUUUCUUUAAUUUUGAAUCAUCAAUAUCUAAAUUAUUGAAUAAUCAUGGAUAUUAUGUGCUUUUUUAAGAUGUACUACUCGUGAAUGCGCGCUCGUCUUCGAGAGACUAUGUUUCAGCUUCAAUAGAACGUGGAAUGAAUUAGCGAUUUGUAUACGUAAUUAAUAUAUUAAUACCGAAAGACUCGCGAAAUUCAAGAAUGCGAACCGGACAUCUGUUUUCACUGCGAACUCACAUUCCUCCAUACUAUAUAAUUUCUCUCUCUCCAUUUUUUCAACAUUCGUUUUGCAGAAUAGGACAACGAACAAAUUAUGGCUACGAUAAUUACCAAUUACUUACGAGGUUAUCGACGACAAUAAUUAAAAAUGAUAGUUUUUCAUUUUAUUAUAUUUUGCCCGACGUUUCACGCGACGCAAGAACAAUCAUGGUUUUACAUCUGUGCGUUAGAAGUUUUAUACGUUAUCCACUGAUUAAAACAUUUGGAAUCCGUCAAAUCUAUCAAAAUGUAUAGAUAUAUAAAAAAAAAUAACACGAGAUUGCAUGAAAACAGAUUUGAGCUUUGAGAAGAACGUAAUUCAACUUUUUUUUUUGUAUCUCAUACUCGUAGCAUUUAAAAACAGCGAUAAAAAAUGCAUAGAUAGAUGUACGUAAUAUUAAUAAAGCCGAAAAAUCAGCGCAACAAAGCGUAUAUAUAUUAUUUGUGUUCAGCGUUUUUAAUAAAUAUUCUUUGAAAUAAUAUGCGAAUGUAUUUUUUAUUCGCAUAUCGUUUUUAUUUAUUCAAAAAAAUAGAAACAGUUUGAAAACGAACGCGAAGGGAUUCGCGUUGCUACACAUACAACCUUUUGAAUUGAACAGGCAAAACAUCGUUUAAAUAUAAUUCUUACAACCAAUUUGAUUCCAGGAACUCAUUAAUGCCUGUCGGGGAUUUAACGAAAGAGGCGUGACACGCGAUUUCCUCAAAUUUACCACUCAGCAUCGUGAAUCCCUCCGAUUCAUAUACAACCCACGCAAAAGAUGCUCGUUGCUGAUGGCCUCAAACACAAAAAAGGAAACCUGAUUUCUUCACCGAAUCCACGAAUUAAUACUCAAUACCCUGGUUUCUGAAUCGCGUGGAACGUGGAUCGCACGCAUCUCGUCCAUCGAGACAGCAUUUCUUCUCCUUCUUCUUUUCUUCCUUUCUUUCUUUUUAUUUUUUUAUCUUUUUGUACUUAGACGAUUCGAGACGACUCGCGCAAGGUACUUUCAAAAUGAAACGUUUCAACGCCGACGUAAUGUACGUCGUACGCGUCGAUGUACUCUGUAUGUGUUAUGUGAGUGAGUAUGUACGUGUAAUUAUUAUUUUAAUGGGGGGACGCCCGGUCUCCCUGUCCGGCAUUUUAACUUUUUUCCAGUUACUUUUUCCAUUUUUUUUUUUUUCAUUUUGUUUCAUUCGGUUUACUUUCAUUUUCCAUCGUUAUAUGUGACCGUAUAUCGACAUGCAUAAUACAAUAUAGCUAUAUAAAUCGCGCGACGCCGAUGGGUCUACGUUUAGAACGUCCCUCGACCCUCUUUUCUAUCUUUCUUCUUUUAUUUCUGCGAGUGAAUUCGCUUUGCGUUUUCUGUCACGUGGUUGUCGAAAUCGCGUCGCUUUCGUAUAUGUGUAUAUCGUGUCUUUGUAUUUGUGUCACGAGUGUAUUUAAAUAUAUAGUUCAUUUUUUCCUUUUCUUUUUCCAUAUCUUUAGAGCAACAUCUUUUUUUUUUGCGACGCGCUUGAGAGUGAACUUGUAUCGCAAUAUGUGCCAAUAUAUGUGUAUAUAAUACAUGUGUCGUGUGCAUGUGUACAUGUGUAUAUGUAUGAGUGUGCGUGUCUUGCACGUACUUUACGAAGAUCGAUUCACGUUUACUGUAUUUUUUAUGGUUACCUGCAAUUUUUUUGACGAUUAUGUCUUUUUUCCAGUUUUUUCUUGUUGCUUGUUGUUUGCUUGGACUGUUUAAACACUAUUUCGCUACAAGUGGACUACCAUUAUGAACACUACGCUACUUUGUAUUGUAUUUGUAAUGCUUUGUAAUGAACGACUGUACUGUACUGAACGUGCAUACUUAGUGAAUACACGCAAUCUAUAAUCGAUCUCGUUCACGAAUACCACAAGUGAACCACGUUAUUUUUUUAGCUUCUUUUCUUUUCUUUUUUUUUUUUUAAAUAUUUUUAUAUCAUAAUAAAAAAUUAAAAAUCUUGAUUUGAUUGUUAAACAAAGUUAACCGAUCAAACUAUGUAAAUCGUUGAUAAUUUGUUUCUCCAAAACUAUAUAAUAUGUAUAUCAAUUUGAUUAAUCAAAAAAAUCGUAUAUCAUCUUUGGAAUUUUUUAUUCCUUGUAUAAAUAUGUAUAAAUAUGAUAUAGCAAGUGUUUUUUAAUUUAUAUGUUCAGAUAUUAUGUUCAAGAAAAAGAAAAGAAAUCUAAUGGUUUAAUCGCUUCGUGAUAACGCGGUGUCUCUUAUAUGGUUUCUGUGACCGUGAUCAUAUGUGUUAUGUAAUGUACCUGUUACAAAAGUAAUAUAUGCAACGUGAGAAAAUUCAUGACCUGGCUAAAAAGUGUGGUUCUGUAUUCAAACUCUCUCUUGUUUAAUUAGUACUUGUGUUUCUCGGUUAUGAGUUAAUAAUCAUAGUUUAAUAAUAAUCACUUUGUGUUUUUCUUAUUUUUUUUUUCCAUCUUGUUAAAAAUCUUAGACAUCAACGUACAUUCACUUUUAUAAUAAAUCGUUAUUAGAAACCUAUCCUCGUACUUGCUAUGUAUUUAAUAUAAAUUUCAUCGUGUUAUCGUUUAUUGAUCUUUUUUGUUUUUUUUCUCUUCAUUUUUUUUAUUUACAACGACGUACCUACGAAAUCAUCUCGAUUCCAUUUUUACGCUCAAUAAAUCCGCGGUAUUAUCAAUUCGACGCGGUAUAUCUAAUUUAAUCGAUCCUUUCAUAUUUUCCUUUUCCUUCCUCAUAAUUCUUUCUUUCUCGUUAAUGCUUAUUUUAUCUCAUCUCCUUUUUUAUAUCCUUUGUCUCGAGAAGAGAGGAACAAGUCCAUUCGUGAACGUAACGAUAAUCACAUACUGUGAUCUCCUUACUCCAAGAUCUCUAAUCUCUUGGCAUUGUUCCUAAACACGCACACGAGAGGAUAACACAAUGAAAUAGCAAAAAUAAAUCGUAAAAAAAAAUCAUCAAUGAAAAGAGGUUCGAACGUCUUUGGAUUAGAAAAUCGUGAAACCUGUUCCUCUUCAUGUAUUUCUGUUCAAAACGUGCAAUUUGCAACGUGUGUAUAUAUUUACCUGUGUGUAUACAAUAAUGUGUAUACAUGAUUAACAAUGAAGACUAAUCUUAACGCGCGAUUUGAUUAAUCGUAAUCUUCGAUGAUAUUACGAUUAUUAUUGUGUUCUUUAUUAAUAUCGGUAUCGUUAAACUUUCUAUUAUAUCUAUAUACAUAUACUUUCUACUAACGAUUUAAGUACCUUAUGGUACAAUGCUUGUCCCUGUUCACGAUUAUAAAAAUAACUUUCGAGAAACAGCGUUUCACGUGGUCGGUAGUGACGGGAUCGGAGUGUGGAUGGAAAUGUUUUUGGAGCAAAUCGGUCGAAACAAAUUAAAAAAAAAAAGAUAAAAAUAAAUGAAGGAGAGAAAAAUAAAAAUAAAUUGCAGUGAGUGACCUUGUCUAUUUUCUAUCGAUAGUUCGAGUCUAUAUUAUUGUUUAUAUUUACCUAUCGUCCGUAAGAAUGAGUACCAUUCACAUUGGAUCUAUGUAACUUUGCUGCAUUGCUAUUGCAUUUAUGUUUAAUUGAUUACGGGCUUUCACGCUGGUUCUGAUUAAUUCGCUAUCGAUAAGUCGAUCGAUGAUCUUUGCCGUCCAAAGCAGUUCAAUCGAUACAUCCACAAUUUAAAAUAUAUAAUUGUUACAUGGAUCGUCGAUUAUAACGAUUAAAAACAUAAAUGCACUCUAUUAUUUGCGUCCCUUUACAAAUGUAUGUAUGUAUGUACUGCAUGUGUAAUAUUCUCUGAGACCCGCAAAGCGAACUUGUAUAUGAGAAACAUUUUGUACAAUCGUGUGUUAACUACUUUGUGUGAAAAGGUUAACGAACCAUAUGUAUAUUUAUAUAUAUAUAUACCUAAUGGAUAUUGUGAUGCUAUAAUAAAUGACUGAUCUACGCUGAGACUCUGAACGCUUUUCUUUACAAUGGUGCAGGUGAUUGUCUUUGGAUUUCGAUUUGCGGGUUGAUCAGCGAUUCACAAACAAUUCCACGUAUAAGUACAUGAGUGCAAAUGAAAAAAAAAAAAAAAAACGACUAGAGAGAAAACUAAAAAGAAACUUUAUCAUAUAGUAGCUAUAAUUAACGAAACGGAAAUAUGAUUAUAUGAAUCUAUAUUCUAUAUGAAUCGUGGAAUCGCGGUAUCGUCGUGAACUGCUUUCUCAUCAUCGAUCGCUCAUAUGUGUGUACGAAAUUGCUAUUGCGGUUAACACAUGGGUAAAAAGUAUAAAUUGUAGACAGACGAACGGACAGACAGACAAACAGACGUGGAUCGGAGGCAUGUAAUACUUAGGCUUACAAUACUGUAAUGGAUAACAUUAUACACGCAUUUGAUUUCCGCCGUUUCCUUCAACAUUCCCGGCUAAUCGUGGCCAUUGAUUUUCAUUUAAUUGUCGCGUAUAAUCAAGGACGAUAAACCAUCAAUGAACGAUGAAAACGAAUCGGUCAAUCGAGCAACCAUCAGAAUACAUUUCUUCUUUAUUAUCUACGAUUCGGAAUUAGGGGUCUCUUUUUCUCGCUCUCUCUCUCUCUCUCUCUCUCUCUCACUUUCAUUCUCUUUCUCGCAUUCUAUCGCUCUGCCUUAUACAAUAUGUAAUUCUCUCCGCAUAUUCGUAUUUACAAUAAUUCAUUACUCUAAUUGUCGUUCGGUCGAAUUCUUUUCUUGUGGCCAACGCAAAACGAUUAUUUGCUCCUUAUUGUUUUUAUCCUUCGCAUCCUUGAACGCUCUUCGGCCAUUGUGUGCAUUUUCAUAUGCGCGAAAACAAUUAUACGCAUCUAUUAAGCUUCGUUUACACUGAUACUCACGGAUCCAUUUUUGAGACUAGGUUAUAUGUACAAUUAUCGCUGAUUUUCGUAUCAUCAAUAUAAGUUUAAUAGAUACGAUUUGUCAAUUAUGAUUAAUCAGUCAUCAGAUAUACCAACAUGAAAAAAUGUAUAAUAUUAAUGCAUAUGUGUUACAAAAUGACAAUUUAUCGUUCCGAAAGUGAGCUAUAAUAAUUAGUUUUAUAUACUUAUACAAAAUAACGUUAUCGUGAUCAUGUGACCAAUAUUACAUUGGCGGAAAAAAUUCAAAAGUUAUAGAUUACACGACAACGAUGCACAUGCAUUGUGUAUUGAGAUAAUAUGUUUUGCGUGAAAAAUCCAAAACACAUAUUUGACGUUUGCUGUGCCAAUAUUGAACAAUAGAAAUAUAGAUCCGUGAUUGUGGAGAGAAGAUUUGUCGAGAGAAACGAUUACGUUUACAAUUACGUAGAAAAUACGCUUUAGAAUUAUAUUAGCGUUUAUAACGACAUCGUUUGCGAUUCAGUGUAAACGAAGCUUGAUGAAGAGAGGGCGUUGUUAUCGGCGCAUGCGUCAGCCGAAGCAAAAUCGCGUGUAACGAAUGCGACCACUGUGCAUGUAUAUAUGUAAUCCCGUAUGUUUUACAAAUAAAUGCGAUUUUCAUGCGCAUACGUUCGUUAGUACGCGUAUGGAAAUGAAGUCUGCGUGGCGGUGUAUAAUAAAUAGAAUAUAAAAAAAAAAAGGAAAAGAACUAUAGAGACAAUGUAGACGAAGAAUGAUACAAAUAAAAUCGACGAUCACACGAUUAAUUUAUUGAACUCGCGAGCACGUGUUCAAGUACGUAUUUGAACGUGCACGUUUUCGAACGAUACAAUACGAGAGAAUAAAAAAAAAAAAAAGAAAAAUAAAGAAAACAACAAAUGGCGGAUUCGAUGAUUAUAGGAGUCAAGAAUUCAUCGUUUUCGCAUCAUGUCAUUUUUUUUAUCAUUACCCCGCCGAAUACGCAAUUUAUUCGCUAUUAAAUUUGAUAUUUCUUUUACUAGUAAAUAUAGAAUAUCGAGUGUGAUUAUUCGUAGCGUAAUGAUAGCGGAUAAUAAAUAUAAUACAGAUCUAUAGAUAAAGUUCGGUAUGAUACAACUAUAAUACAAAAAUUUUAUUUUUUAUUUCUCGCUUCGUGAUCAGUCUCUCUUUCAUACAUUACCAUACUUUCGUUCGUUCGUUCGCUCGUUCUUCUUUCGACGAACUCGAUUGAAGCGAGGAAUUUCGGAUUUUUUCAUGACAAUACUUCACAUAUUCGUGAAAGUGUCACGGUUGCAAGAACCGCGGUCGGAACUUACAGAUUUGUCGCACCUUACAUAAUUUUGUAACACUCGACUAUCCAAUGGGCGAUCCUUGUAUUUUCGAAUGUCACACGUGUCUCAUAACACACACACAUCACUCUAUCACACUUGGCCAUUUUCACUCACGCACUCUUCACGUGUCAUAUAUAAGAUUUUUACCUAUUAUACGGCACUCUCUUAAAUUCCUCUGCCUCUAAGAUGAGGCAAGAGUCACUUGUACAUAUUUAAUUAGGAAUUUAUUUACACGCGUGCUAAUUAUCCUGAUCGCGACUCUUGGCAGUAUGAACGAUUCUCCGCCAUUACAAUAUUCUUCGAUAGAUUUCGAUUCGAUUAUUGGCGCUGACGUCGCGAUUAAUCGUAACUUAUCGUUUGAUUCGAUUAUCGUAACGAAUACGAUCAGUGUACGACAUGAUCUUGUGACAGUGAAGUAAAAAAAUUUACAUUCGUGACAUGUGAGUGGGAAUAUUAUAAAAAAAAUAAGUGGUAAGUACUAUAUAUAUACUAAAAUAGCAAGUUGAUUUAAUUUGUGUUAUUUAAUAAUUAGCUUUUUAUGUAAAUUUUAAAUUAAAGUGAUUUAUCGAUUUGUCGGUUACAAUGUUUCUAUAAACGAUAAAGAAAUGAGUGACAAAGAACCGUUCGUCAAUCAAUAUUAUCAUCAGUAAUUCGAUUUAACUGAAAUUUUCACACGCGAGAUUAUGGUCUUUAAAGGAAAGAAUUUUCGCGCUUUUCUCACAUAUAUAUUUAUCAUUAUUACUAUGGAUAUAUUGCAUCUCGCUUGAGGAUAGUUAGCACGCUGUUCAUUUCGUUCUUUUUCGUCGUAUUUCCAAUAAAUACCUAGAAUUAGCGUAAUGAUAAGAAGGACAACCAAUACGACUACCAUUUAUAGUAGUGAUAAUAGUGGGCAUACUAUAAUAAUGUCUAGUAGUAGCGUUUCUCCUCAUUUCGUCUUCUUUCGUCUUUGUAAUCUUAGCUACAUCUUCUUUCUUCGUUUUCGAAUAGUUUCAAUAUGGCGUUGCUGCUCGUGUGUCGUGCGUGUCUCUUCUCUUGACAUUUAACGUUUAUUAUUUUUUAUCAACUUUUCAUUCUUCUUAAAUCGUAUUCUCUUUUAUUUUCAUUAAAUUUUCGUUUUUUUUAAAGUUGUUCGUUUUUGUCUUUCUUCCAUCCCGAUUAAAUUUUCUCGUUCUCUUUUUCUCUCGAGGCAGUCCGACCAUAAAUCGUGCACGUUUUAUUUUUCACGAUCGAGGGACGGCUGCGCGAGUGCGCGUGCACACGCGUGCCUCAAGAAAUUAAUUAAACGUAGGAUAAUCACAGAAAAAGGGGUUUCGACGUAUGAGAUAUACGUUCUCGUCAGUAAUGUUGUCACUUCACCGCAAUAAUUGCGGCAGAAUCGCGCUGAUCAACAAGCUUCCCAUCAGCGCUACCAACAAUUGGCUAUACCAAUCUUGAACAUGGCUGGAACUCGCUCCAUUAUAAGUCAAUUCUUCGUUCUUCACCACUUCGUUCGGAUGGUCUGAAUAUUCCUCUAUAGACACAAAAAAGAAAAUAAUUGUUAAUUGUAUGUAAUCGAUAACCAUUUAAUUAAUCAAAUAUUCAGCGAAAAAAUAGGUUAAGAAUUUAUGAAUGUUAAUUAUUAAUAAUUUACUAGUUUAGUAAAUAAAUUUCAAUAAUGUGAAAAUUAAAAUAUCAAUAUUACUUUUAAUUAUACAUUACAACUAAUAAUUCCAAGAUUUUAGAUUCUUAUUUAUAAUAUUUUAAGUUUCCAGACUUUUGUUUUCAAAUUAAAUUCAUUUUUAUAUAUUUAAUGAACAUAAUAUUAUUUUAAUUUCAAGGAAAGAGGUCAAGGAAAGAGGUCAAGAAUAUCUUGAAAUUUCUUCAAAUUUCUCCAAUUUGAAACAAAACUUGCACGAGCUUUGGUAGAAAAAGUUACUUUAUUACAAGAACCAACGAAUGAUAUUUGUCAAUAUCAGAGCGGAAACUUCAACUUCCAGAUUCCGGCUUGUAGACCCGGUUAAACGACGUUAUAAUUGCGAAACGAGACGACGGACGAACGAAUCCAAUCCAAUUACGCCGUAGUCACGAAGUCCAAGGUCGAACAAUCCCCAAUCCCGAGGGAAAAACCGGUGGUUAAGCCACGCUACUAGACGAGGAUCUCGAUAUACAAGUACCUAAACAACGUUAGCACGCAAGCGAUCCAAAAAGAAGGGACAAAACACGGCCAACAAUCCCGCAUGGAGAUUCGAAAAAGGAUCGCCGACAAGUCUUCCGACUCGGUUGUCGGCUAGGUAAGAAGACGACCGUGGAACAAAGCCGACCCGCGAGCAGCUCACGAGAGAGGCGAUAUAUUUUACGCGUCUACCGGAAGUACGGUGGUAUGCGUCAGGAGGGGCGCAGAAAAGGAGGGAAAAACAGAAGAGGGAACGGAAACGACACCAGAGAGUCGCCUCGAUUAAUAGAGUUCUCUGGAUGGACGAGAAGGAGGAGGAGGAGGAGGAUCGAGGACGUUCGCCAACGGGGUUCCUCUUAUCCCAAGGUCAUCGGCGUCAACCGAUUCUAUUAAGGGAUGAACACGUUAGUUAGGAUAAGCACGUUUAGCGGAUUUCUUUAAUGGUUCUUGCAGUCGGAGUGUAUCCUUUUAUUCCGUUAUAAAUAUAUUUCCAAGGAUAAAAUUAUUCGAUUAUUGAAUUAUCGUAGAAAUAAGAGAAAUUUCAAGAUCUAAUCUUAAAAGUAAGAUUUUUGGUGAUCUUUCUUUUUUUUCUUUUUUUAAAUAGACUGUAAGGUAUUUUGAUUUUUAGAAGAAUUAAUUUUUUUUAUAUUUUUCUUCGACGUCAGACAGAAGUGAAAUUCAAGUAGUGUCAAAUUUCCGCAUUCAAAUUUUUGUCCGAAACAAACAAAUAAAUUUCGCCUUUUAUAAUAUUA
Molecule: messenger RNA, 13233 nt
Organism: Apis cerana (Asiatic honeybee)
Lineage: Eukaryota; Metazoa; Arthropoda; Insecta; Hymenoptera; Apidae
Gene: U3-55K
Product: U3 small nuclear riboprotein factor 55K
Cellular component (GO): small-subunit processome
Molecular function (GO): U3 snoRNA binding; protein binding
Source: RefSeq, a predicted model, not a curated record